Suillus paluster is the source of this 618-nucleotide messenger RNA. RefSeq lists its product as uncharacterized. Lineage: Eukaryota; Fungi; Basidiomycota; Agaricomycetes; Boletales; Suillaceae. The coding region runs from base 84 to 488 and encodes 134 amino acids. The transcript is spliced from 6 exons. The record is from RefSeq and is a predicted model, not a curated record.
UUUGAACUGGUUUUGGUGAGCAGAGUUCCGGGAAUAAUAGAUAAUACCGUUAAUUUGCAGACAGAGGCAACUGCUGGUCCCUCAUGAAUGUUCUAUAUGUCAGUGUGCGCUAUAUCGGAAUACUUUCAUUUGUGUAUUUACCAGGCUCAGUUAACAAGUGCUAUGCUAAUAAGACAUUAUCUCUCGAUUCAGCACUAACAUUACUGUUAGGUCUCCCAUCAGUUUUGGUAACAGAUGUAGGCACUGUUAUUGGCCUUGCACAACGGUGGACGAUUUUCAUUGUAAAUAUCAUGCUGGAUGAAUACCAUGCAAGUCAUCAUAAUUACUCGGUUAUAUGUCAUGUGUCAGCGAUCCAGAAUGAUGUCCAUCUUUCUCGUUGUGAUCUCCCUGGCUGUCAUGAUUGCCUGCGUAGUGAUCGUCGCAGUAGCAAGCAGCCAUGUUUCAGGGGAGGAGCUUAUCCUCUCCGGCACCUAUUGGUGUGUUCUUGACGGAGACUACCCACUUCUGACAUCUGAGACUUGGAUACUCGGCGCGGUAUGGGGGGUAUUCGCACUAUGUCUUGCAAUCUGGAUUGCUGUAAAACACUUCCAUGUACAACGACCAUCGACAGAAGGGGAC